AUGUCUUCCUGUCGACGUGUUCUCGUUAUUUUUUUAUCAGGUCUUCUUGGAAGGGCCUUAAUGAAAGUGUUCUCUAAUGUCCCAGGCUGGGAGGUCCUUGGUCUUGCACACAGCCGUGUUUCAGGAACCCUAAAAAAGGUUGACUUGCUAAAUUUUGAAGAAACUAAGAAGAUAGUCGAGGAGUUUAAACCUCAYGUUUUGAUUCACUUUUUUUUUGAACGYAGGCCAGACGUMGUCUCCAACAAUCCCGAUGGUGCCGAAAAACUCAACGUUGGAACAACUGAGUUCUUAGCUAAUCUUGUUGAGAGUUUUAACAAAGGUCUUGAAAUUUUUUUCCAUUCUAUGUUGUACAUUAGCACCGAUUACGUCUUUGACGGGACAAAGCCACCUUACGAACCUGACGACCCUCCCCACCCCCUGAAUAAAUAUGGAGAAAGUAAGUUAGCUGUUUUUUUAGCUGUCAUGCGUUGUCAAAAAAGCUGUUUGAUACUACGUGUUCCAGUCUUAUAUGGAGAAGUGGAAUAUCUUGGUGAAAGUGCUGUUUCAGUUUUGCUGACUGCUAUACAAGAUACAAAGAAAAAAACAACUGUUGAUGACUACCAACUGAGAUUCCCAACUCUUGUUGACGAUGUUGCAAAUGUAGUACUUUUUAUGGCAAAGAGAAAGAGUGAACUGGAGACUUUCUCUGGCAUCUUUCAUUGGAGCAAUGAUGAACAGAUGACCAAGUAUAUGAUGGCAAGUAAAUUUUUUUAGAUAUUUGGACURGGAAUUGAGCAUCUGGUACCUGACAAGACCUCCUCGACUACUACAACAAGGCCGUAUAAUUCCCAGUUACAUUGUGGAAAACUUGAAGAUUUGAUGGCUUUUUUUUUGUCACAGUACAGAACAAGUUUUGCUAUUGGAGUAACAAAGUAUUUGAAAAAGUUUUUUUAGAACUUAAAAUUAGCAACAGGCAGUGAAACACUGUUCGUUAUACUGCACUUGUUUUUUUGGAAACCAAUCAAAAUAAGGCCUGCUACUAAGUAGUUAGUCUGCUGUUCUUGAAACAUUUUUUUAUUGAUUUUUACAUUUCUAUCAAAUACAUAUACAUCACUUGAGUCCAAGUUUUUUUAAUGUGUCUUACCUAUAGAAAACUAUAUCUAGAUAUCUUUAGAGUUCA
This is a messenger RNA of Exaiptasia diaphana, 1159 nucleotides long. Its product is annotated as methionine adenosyltransferase 2 subunit beta. Bases 1 to 753 code for a protein of 250 amino acids. Gene Ontology annotation, biological process: S-adenosylmethionine biosynthetic process. Lineage: Eukaryota; Metazoa; Cnidaria; Anthozoa; Actiniaria; Aiptasiidae. Gene Ontology annotation, molecular function: methionine adenosyltransferase regulator activity. The record is from RefSeq and is a predicted model, not a curated record. Gene Ontology annotation, cellular component: methionine adenosyltransferase complex. The transcript has 2 exons.